Molecule: messenger RNA, 1889 nt
Organism: Theobroma umbraticum
Lineage: Eukaryota; Viridiplantae; Streptophyta; Magnoliopsida; Malvales; Malvaceae
Product: auxin transporter-like protein 5
Source: RefSeq, a predicted model, not a curated record
AGGAAGGAGAUCAAUGGCAACUGAUAAGGUGGUGGAGACUGUGAUUGUUGGGAAUUAUGUGGAGAUGGAAACUGAAGGGAAGCCUAAGGGUAUGAAAAGCAGGAUUUCUAAGAUCUUUUGGCAUGGUGGUUCUGUUUAUGAUGCCUGGUUUAGCUGUGCUUCUAAUCAGGUGGCUCAAGUGUUGCUUACAUUGCCAUACUCAUUUUCCCAGCUGGGGAUGCUCUCUGGCAUUCUCUUUCAGCUGUUCUAUGGGUUGCUGGGUAGCUGGACAGCUUAUCUCAUUAGCAUACUCUAUGUAGAAUACAGAACAAGAAAAGAAAGAGAAAAAGUUGAUUUCAGGAACCAUGUCAUUCAGUGGUUUGAGGUUCUUGAUGGACUCCUUGGAAAACACUGGAGGAACGUGGGUUUGGCAUUUAACUGCACUUUUCUUCUGUUUGGAUCUGUCAUUCAACUCAUAGCUUGUGCAAGCAACAUAUAUUACAUAAAUGAUAAUCUGGACAAGCGGACUUGGACUUACAUCUUUGGGGCUUGUUGUGCCACCACAGUCUUUAUUCCUUCAUUCCACAAUUACAGAAUCUGGUCCUUUCUUGGCCUUGUCAUGACCACCUACACUGCAUGGUAUCUCACCAUUGCCUCCCUCCUCCAUGGCCAGGUAGAGGGAGUCCGGCAUUCUGGUCCGACCAAGCUGGUGCUGUACUUCACCGGGGCCACAAACAUUCUCUACACAUUUGGGGGACAUGCUGUUACUGUGGAGAUCAUGCACGCAAUGUGGAAGCCUCAGAAGUUCAAGGCUAUAUACCUGCUAGCCACACUGUAUGUGCUGACACUGACACUUCCCUCGGCUGCUGCUGUCUAUUGGGCAUUUGGAGACAUGCUUCUCAAUCACUCAAAUGCUUUUUCUCUUCUCCCAAGAACUCCCUUCAGAGACAUGGCUGUCAUUUUAAUGCUUAUCCACCAGUUCAUAACAUUUGGGUUUGCAAGCACGCCACUUUAUUUUGUAUGGGAGAAAGCAAUCGGGAUGCAUGAGUGCAAGAGCCUGUGCAAGAGAGCAGCAGCAAGAUUGCCGGUGGUCAUUCCAAUUUGGUUCUUGGCCAUCAUUUUCCCAUUCUUUGGACCCAUCAACUCUACCGUAGGAUCCCUCCUCGUUAGCUUCACUGUCUACAUCAUUCCUGCCCUGGCCCACAUCUUCACCUUCAGAUCAGCCACUGCCCGAGAGAAUGCAGUGGAGCAACCACCGAAGUACUUCGGGAGAUGGGUGGGGACGUACGCGAUCAACAUCUUUGUAGUGGUUUGGGUGCUGAUUGUUGGGUUUGGAUUCGGUGGGUGGGCGAGCAUGACAAAUUUCAUUCACCAGAUUGACACAUUCGGGCUCUUCACAAAAUGUUACCAAUGCCCACCGCCAGCAAUGCCAGCUUUACCACCACCUCACGGCCUCAACGCCACCGCGGCUGCUCCUCUACACCACCCUUUCAACCACACUCGCAGCCCUUGAUUCGUCUCAACUUACAGGGUUUCCCCUCAUGGCUUAACUACAACCAUAAAUAUGUCAUCGUGUCAUUUGCACACUUUGGUCAUCUUUGUUUCUUCAGGCUGUAGACAGAGAAGAUUAAAAUUGGGAGUUAAAUGGAAGUUCAUGAAUCAGAUUAAUUAUCUUUGACUAGUCCAGUCAAUUCCUGUAUACACAAAUGCCAUCCUUUUUGAGUCUUUCUCUGUCUUUUUUAUUUGGGUUAGAGAGUUUGUAAUGCAUUUCCAAGAGAAAAACAAAAAAAAAAAAGGAAACAAAGUUUGUAUGAAAAAAUUGAAGAUCUCUACUCCUAGGUAUGGUUCAGUCUCUUAUGAUAUAAGAUUAAUGUCAAGCAUUUCCUUGCACAUUUGAUCCUGCAUUUGGA